AUGAAAGAAAAGGACGAUGAGUUGAUUCUGGGAUUGCUUACUCCCCAAUGUUUCGAAGCGUUUGUGACUCACCAUGACUUUACUAACGUAGAGUGUAUUAAAGCUGUGGUCAGCAAGGCGUUGAGUUAUGGCAUUAUCAUGGGCAGUUUGAUCCUUAAACUACCGCAGAUUCUUAAGAUUAUGGCGGCAAAAGACGUCACGGGCCUCACCCCAAGCGCUUUUUACAUGGAAGUGGUACUUUACUUAUCCAGUACGAUAUACAACCUCUUACGAGGGUAUCCGUUAACUACGUGGGGUGAGAACCUAGUGAUUCUUGCUCAAAAUAUCCUGUUGGUGCUAUUGCUAUGGGCAUAUUAUACACCAAAGAUACCAGUUUCGUCUCGAUUUGGACUCGUGCUGGUGUUUGCUGCUAUGGGAAUGGGCAUGCUCUCCAUUCCGGAAGAAUUGCAGUGGCUCCUAGCGUCUGCUGGGAUCCCCGUGAGUAUUGUGGCUCGUAUUCCACAGAUCUUGUCCAACUUUAAACAGGGUCAUACGGGUCAAUUGGCGCUCAUUACACUUGUGCUCAACUUUGCCGGAUCAAUUGCGCGGCUGUUUACGACGUUGCAGGAGACGGGCGACCCGGUGCAAGUUGUAGGCUUUGGUGUCGGGAUCUUGCUCAAUGGCAUGCUUGUAUUACAAGUGCUGUUAUUCUGGGGAGCUACGAAUAAGGCUCUUGCUCAGGCGGCUAAGAAGAAGACCCAGUAG
Molecule: messenger RNA, 744 nt
Organism: Peronospora belbahrii
Lineage: Eukaryota; Oomycota; Peronosporomycetes; Peronosporales; Peronosporaceae
Source: the annotation of a GenBank genome assembly